This is a messenger RNA of Leptopilina boulardi, 1009 nucleotides long. Its product is annotated as odorant receptor 4-like. The transcript has 5 exons. The coding region runs from base 260 to 931 and encodes 223 amino acids. Gene Ontology annotation, cellular component: plasma membrane. Gene Ontology annotation, biological process: detection of chemical stimulus involved in sensory perception of smell; sensory perception of smell. Gene Ontology annotation, molecular function: odorant binding; olfactory receptor activity. The record is from RefSeq and is a predicted model, not a curated record. Lineage: Eukaryota; Metazoa; Arthropoda; Insecta; Hymenoptera; Figitidae.
CAGUUAUACUGAUAUAAAUAUAAAAUGUUACUAAAUUUUCUUCUUGUUUUUUUUUUAAAUACGUUUAAAACAAUAUUUUAAAGUUGUAACCGAAUUUAUAAAAGAUUUCUUGAAACAAAGUUGAAAAAUCAAAUCAGAAGCUAUACAGAGAAGAACUGGCACGAUAAUUUUUCUCAGUGUUUUACUCUCGACAACAGUUGCAAAAUCGAUAUUUACAAUAAUAAAAGCAGUGACAACAUCAACAUUUUUCGAAACAUGGAUGCCAUUUAAUAAUGCAAAUAGAAUUUUCUUUUGGUUAACAUUUUUACAUGAUAGUUUUGGUGGUCCCAUUGCUGGACAAGCAACAGUUGCAUGUGAUUCUUUUAUUAUGAUAAUGAUUUUACAAUUAACUGCACAAAUGGAAAUUUUGAUACACAGAAUGCAAAUAUUUUUUGAACUAUGUAAAAUAAAAAUUCCAAAUAAUCCUCAUAUGGAACAAAUUAUAUUGAAAAAUUGGGUUCAACAUCACAAUUCAUUACAUCUUUUAAAAAAUGAAUUGAACGAUAUUUUUAAUAGUAUCUUUUACAUUCAAUUCAUGUUAACAACAUUGUCAGCUUGCCUUUUAACAUUUCAAUUAACGACAAUUGAUAUUAUAUCUACGAAAUUUUUUACAUCUAUAAUGCAAUUAUUCUGUGUUUUAUUGCAAAUAUGCAUGUAUUGUGCAACUGGUAAUUUGAUAAUGGAAAAGAGUAGAGCAAUUGGUCAUGCAGUUUUUGCAAUGAAUUGGGUUUCUCUAACAAAACGAACCAAAACAGGUCUUAUUCAAAUAAUUAUGCGUGCAAACACUCCAAUUACUUUUACCGCUGGCUCGAUAAUUCCUUUAUCGUUAUCAACUUUCACCUCUAUUUUACGAUUGUCAUAUUCAAUUUACAAUUGUUUACCAAAACAAUAGCAAUCAUCGUUUUUUUGUUAUUGAUAUUAGUCUUUUAUUUAUUAACUUCAAAGUUAAUUUAGAUAAAAAUAAAAUUAA